AUGGCGAGUACACAGACGGCAUGGACUGCGCCGCAUGUCAGAGAGACAUUCUUCAAGUACUUCAAGGAUCGCGGACAUACGUUUGUGCCCUCGUCGCCAACCAUCCCAUACGAUGACCCAACCCUCUUGUUUGCCAAUGCCGGCAUGAACCAGUAUAAACCCAUCUUUCUUGGCACUGCAGACCCCGAAUCAGACUUUGGCAAGCUCAAACGCGCCGUCAAUUCGCAAAAAUGCAUUCGUGCAGGUGGCAAGCACAACGAUCUGGAAGAUGUUGGCCGUGAUUCCUACCAUCACACCUUCUUUGAGAUGCUGGGCAAUUGGUCAUUCGGUGAUUAUUUUAAAACAGAAGCAAUCGGCUUUUCUUGGGAGCUAUUGACCAAAGUCUAUGGACUCCCUGCAGAUCGUCUGUAUGUGACGUACUUUGGCGGUGAUGAAGCAGCAAAACUGGGACCUGAUCUUGAAGCGAAGCAGCUCUGGCUGGAUGCUGGCGUUCCCGAAGACCACAUUCUGCCUGGGAGCAUGAAGGACAACUUCUGGGAGAUGGGUGAGGUGGGUCCGUGUGGACCUUGUUCUGAGAUCCACUUUGAUCGUCUUGGUGGACGUAAUGCAGCGCAUUUGGUCAACAUGGAUGACCCUAUGGUGCUGGAAAUCUGGAACAAUGUCUUUAUGCAGUACAAUCGCGAGGUCGGCGGUGUUUUGCGGCCACUACCAAACAAGCACAUUGAUACAGGCAUGGGCUUUGAGCGACUCGUUUCUAUUCUGCAAGAUAAGACGAGUAACUACGAUACAGACGUCUUUACACCCAUCUUUGAUAAGAUUUCCGAGAUUACAGGCGUUCGACCCUAUUCUGGCAAAUUUGGCAAGGCUGAUGUUGGCGAGGUGGACACAGCCUACCGCGUUGUUGCAGAUCAUGUGCGGACUUUGCUCUUUGCUAUUGCAGAUGGCGGUUCUCCAGACAAGGACGGUCGCGGCUACGUACUUCGCCGCAUUCUGCGUCGUGGUGCACGUUAUGUGCGCAAGAAGUUCAACCAUCCCAUCGGCAGCUUCUUUUCAACACUCGCACCGACAGUCAUCGAUCAGAUGAGUCAUGCAUUCCCUGAGCUGACUGCCAAGUUUGGGGACGCCAAGGAGAUUCUCGAUGAGGAGGAGGAGAGUUUCUCACGGACGUUGGAUCGUGGAGAAAAGUUGUUUGAGCAGUACUUGGCAAGUGCCAAGCAAGCUGGCAGUACGAAACUGCCUGGCGAGCAGGUUUGGCGGCUGUAUGACACCUAUGGCUUUCCUGUCGACUUGACUAUGCUCAUGGCUGAAGAGAAUGGUAUGCUUGUUGAUGGAGAAGAAUUUGCCAAGGCAGAGCAAAAGUCCAAGGAUGCAUCCAAGGAGGCUGCUGCGAAUGCAAAGGGUACCGCAUCGAUGCUCAAAUUGGAUGUUCAUGAUCUCGGCAAGCUUGAACACAUGUCGGAAGUAACAAAGACGGACGACUCGAGCAAGUACCAGCUCGGCAAUAUUUCCGCCAAAAUCAAGGCAAUCUAUGUUGCUGGUGAAUUCGUCAAGACUUGCAAAGCAGAUGGACAGCAGAUUGGUAUCAUCCUCGACAAAACCAACUUUUAUGCAGAACAGGGUGGACAGGAAAAUGACACAGGCAGGCUUGUCAUUGACGGCGAUGAUGGUCGUCAGCCAGCUUCAUUCAAAGUCGAGAAUACGCAAGUGUAUGCUGGUUAUGUGCUUCAUACAGGUAUUCUCACGGAGGGAAGCCUUUCGUUUGAUGAUCAAGUUGUUGCUCAAUACGACGAGACACGUCGCUGGCCCAUCAAAAACAACCACACCGGCACACACAUUCUCAACUUUGCCUUGCGCGAAGUAUUGGGCGAUGGUAUCAAUCAGCGUGGUUCGCUUGUUGUACCAGAAAAGCUCCGGUUUGACUUUUCCCACAAGCAGGGAUUGUCGAUUGAGGAGGUGACGCAGGUCGAACGCAUUUGCGAUGCAAAGCUCAAGGAGAACCUCAAGGUGUUUGCGCGCGAGGUAGCACUCGCCAAGGGCAAGGAAAUUGCCGGUGUGCGCGCAGUCUUUGGUGAAACAUACCCUGAUCCUGUACGCGUUGUGUCUGUGGGUGCAGAUCUAGAUGCUGUCCUGGCAAACCCUGCAGAUGCACAAUGGGCUGGUUACUCGAUUGAAUUCUGCGGUGGUACGCAUGUUGCAACGACACAGGAUAUCAAGCACUUUAUCAUCAUUGAAGAAAGUGGUAUUGCCAAGGGCAUUCGUCGCAUCAUUGCAGUCACGGGCAAGGAAGCAGCUGAGGUGACGCGUGUUGCGGAUGACAUGGAAGUUCGGCUUGCGCAGCUUGGGAAGCAGGCAUUGACACCGCAAAAGGAACAAACACUCAAGGAGGUGGGUGUCGAAUUGUCUGGGCUGUCCAUCUCUGCUGUAAGGAAACACGCUUUGACGCAGCAAUUCAAUGCACUCGCCGCUGAAGUUGCUGGAGUGGCAAAACAAAAGCUUAAGGCGGAGAAUGCAAAGGCUGUUGCGUUUGUCAAGGCGUACUUUGAGGAGAAUCCCUCUGCUCCCUUCAUGGUGGGCAAGGUGCCAGUUUCCGCCAAUCCGAAGGCGCUGAGCGAAGCACUCAACUUUGUCAAGAAGCAGUACAAGAACAAGGGAUUGUAUGUCUUUGCUGAGGAGGCAGGCAAGGUGAUGCAUGCUGUUCUGAUACCAAAGGAGAUGCCUGGUUCCGCCACUGAGGUAGCAACUCAAGUGGCAGCACUAGUCGGUGGACGUGCUGGCGGCAAGGGCGAAACGUGUCAGGGCGUUGGUACAGAAACCGACAAGACGGAUGAGGCGCUUCAACAGGCAACUACAUACUUUGAGAAACUCUGUCUAUAG
Protomyces lactucae-debilis is the source of this 2874-nucleotide messenger RNA. RefSeq names its product putative alanyl-tRNA synthetase. The transcript has 2 exons. Gene Ontology annotation, cellular component: cytoplasm; mitochondrion. Bases 1 to 2874 code for a protein of 957 amino acids. NCBI's taxonomy places the organism in Eukaryota, Fungi, Ascomycota, Taphrinomycetes, Taphrinales, Protomycetaceae. The record is from RefSeq and is a predicted model, not a curated record. Gene Ontology annotation, molecular function: ATP binding; nucleic acid binding; aminoacyl-tRNA deacylase activity. Gene Ontology annotation, biological process: tRNA modification; alanyl-tRNA aminoacylation.